Saccostrea cuccullata (small rock oyster) is the source of this 1255-nucleotide messenger RNA. RefSeq lists its product as uncharacterized. The transcript is spliced from 8 exons. Bases 44 to 1060 code for a protein of 338 amino acids. NCBI's taxonomy places the organism in Eukaryota, Metazoa, Mollusca, Bivalvia, Ostreida, Ostreidae. The record is from RefSeq and is a predicted model, not a curated record.
GAGUCCAGUCACGAGAUUAAAAAUUUCUGGGUAUCGCUAUGAAAUGUGCGUCAAGAAGUCGGAAAUUUCGACGCAAACAAAUGCAGUACUGACGUGCCCAGUGAAUUCUCUAGUUACUGUUACGGAAUACACGGUGAGAACAGAGGAUGGAUCUGAGCGGAAAGGACGCAUCUGUCCACGGAGAUAUAUGGGCCGUUGGGAGCUUACAGAAAGACUUUGGGAGGAUGGAAAUGACACAUUGAAAAAGUGUAAUAAGUUUCAAAACGUAUGUCAUCUCUCACAGACAUCGUUCUACAAACAAGCUGAAUACUAUUUCAAUAAGUGCACAAGCCAGAAUUGGAAGCUUUGUCUCAAUUAUGGAUGUUCAACAGAUGAAAAUCUCCUGGAUAUGUGUUCUGAUAAAGCAUCCAUUACAACAUCGACUUCUAUUCAGUUUUACCGGACUCGGAGUAAUUCUUUGUGUCGAUGUUUCCUGUUUGGAGAUAUUACAUCGAUUACAAUCAAAAUCUACGAAAAUAUGAUUACAAGGAUCAGACAUAUCAACGGCUCUCUUAUAAAAGUGUAUCAAAGUCCCAGAUUACCAUACCGCCCGUAUAGGAGGGAUUACAUUUAUGAUGGGAUUUUCAGCAAUGGAAAAUUCAUUGCAUAUUUUAACGACUCGGAGUACAAUUCAAAGGCUCUUGAGAUAGAAACAACGCCAAUGUCUAAAUUCAAUUCCUUCUUUUGGUUUGAAGCAAGAGGCGCUGUAAAUUAUGAUUGCAAAGACAUCACUCGGAUUUAUAUUUCAAAGAAAUUAAAAUUUAAAGAGGAUACAUUGAAAGGUGACGAUAAAACAGAUACUAUUUUGUUGUAUUUUAUUGGCCCCAGUGUGCUGGUUUCUGUGGUGGCUACUUUUGCUGUAGGUGUCCUCCUCUGCUUUGCUUGGAAAUCUCUUAAAAGAAAAAUACAAAGUUUCCAGAGAUCAGAAGCAAAACCCUCUUCUUGCCAGCGUCAAUACACCAAUCUAGAAAAUGGAAGAAGGAUUCCGUCAGAUGCUUUGUAUGAAGAGACACUGUACUGAAAGUGUUGACGUAAGCCACGAAAGGACUGUGUGGUUGUACCUUGUGCAAGUGUUAUACAAGUUUCAAUGAAUUAUAUUAUCCAAAAGGAUGCAGACUGAAAAAUCAGUCUUAUGCAGGAAAGUUAUUUACGUGUAUAUAUCAAACAGUGCUGAUUCUUAGCAAUUAUGAUAUUUUGGACGUUCAAUGAUUUUUAU